Molecule: messenger RNA, 1361 nt
Organism: Nicotiana attenuata
Lineage: Eukaryota; Viridiplantae; Streptophyta; Magnoliopsida; Solanales; Solanaceae
Product: tetraspanin-10
Exons: 11
Coding region: 443-1147 (234 amino acids)
Biological process (GO): auxin-activated signaling pathway
Cellular component (GO): plasmodesma; plasma membrane
Source: RefSeq, a predicted model, not a curated record
AUCCAUUGUUUCGUGUCGUGUAGUAUUUUGUAGGAAGAACCAAAAGAAAUCAUGUGAGCUUAUUUAUUUCUUUCCCAUUUUACCCUCAUCUUCUUUGCCUUAACCCCCCAAUAUUGUCCUCUCUUUUUUUCAAAAAAACCAAACCCCUUUUCUUGUUUUUCCUGCUUUCUUGUAGUGCAAGUGCCACUUCUUUGGCAUAAAGUUUCAAUCUUUUCUUUGUCUUUUCAUUUCCAAGAAUUUCUGACACCCCAGUUUCUUGAGCUUUUGUUUUUCUCUUUGUCUUUUUACAUAUAUAUUGUGUCUAUGUAUUAAUUUUCUGAGCUCCUGAAAGAGCAUAAAGCUCAAAGAUGAGUACAUCAACCAGCAUUUUUGUGAUAAGAUGGAUUAAUUUUCUCACUAUGUGCAGCUAUUAGCUGUGGGCGUCGUAGGUUUUGGAAUUUGGAUGAGCGCUCAUCAUGAUGGCUGUCGAAAGUCACUCACUCUGCCUGUUCUAGGUCUUGGAGGAGUUAUAUUCGUCGUAUCAAUUGUUGGGUUUCUUGGAGCAUGGAAGAACAACUCCAUCUUGUUGUGGAUUUAUCUAAUCAUGUUGUGCUUGAUUUUGGUGGCAAUAUUGGUCUUCACCGUCUUGGCGUUCAUUGUGACGAAUAACGGCUCAGGUCAUAGUGUUAAUGGAUUAAGGUACAAGGAGUAUCAGCUUCAAGAUUACAGUUUGUGGUUUCUAAAAGAACUGAAUAACACCCAUAACUGGAAGCACCUGAAAAGUUGUCUAGUCAAGACGGACGACUGUAGUAAUCUAUCAAGAAGAUACAAGACUCUCAAGCAAUAUAAGUUAGCAAAACUAACACCUAUUGAAGCUGGUUGCUGCAGACCACCCUCUGAGUGUGGUUACCCUGCUGUUAAUGCAUCGCACUAUGACUUGAGCUUUCAUCCGACGAGUUCCAACAAGGACUGCAAGCUUUACAAAAACUCAAAGAAUGUCAAGUGCUAUAACUGUGAUUCCUGCAAGGCUGGAGUCGCACAAUACAUGAAAACUGAAUGGAGAGUGGUUGCUAUCUUCAAUGUGAUUCUCUUUGUCGUCUUGUCGAUAAUCUACUUCGUGGGAUGCUGUGCAAGACGAAAUGCUGCUAAGAGCCGCUCUAAAAUUUGAAUCCUACAACUGUAAAAUCCAGAUGAGUUGAUUGCCCUCGCGCGUAAUGCAUGAAUGUACAAGUUUUCUUCAGCUAAUGAUGUGCCGCAACAAUAGUUCGUGUUCUUCAGCUAUUUGUUGACAAACUCUGUAAAGCUUUAUUCGAACGAAAUGAUUCAUGUAAUAUAAAACGCUUCUGAUGUUUAUGCUAAAUCAUUCUUCUAUAGUUCUAUUA